Strongylocentrotus purpuratus (purple sea urchin) is the source of this 894-nucleotide messenger RNA. Its product is annotated as craniofacial development protein 2-like. Gene Ontology annotation, molecular function: catalytic activity. Gene Ontology annotation, biological process: chromatin remodeling. Gene Ontology annotation, cellular component: nucleus. The record is from RefSeq and is a predicted model, not a curated record. The transcript has a single exon. Bases 1 to 894 code for a protein of 297 amino acids. NCBI's taxonomy places the organism in Eukaryota, Metazoa, Echinodermata, Echinoidea, Camarodonta, Strongylocentrotidae.
AUGACUAAAGAAGACACCUCACAGUCCUCUUACAACACAAGGAAAUCUGGUGUGCUGAACACCGGAAUCUGGAAUGUGAGAACACUGAAGGAAGCAGGGCAAUGGGAUUUACCCCUUGAAGAAGCUCGGAGAUUUGAUCUGGAUAUUCUAGGUUUGUGUGAGACACACCUGACUGGCACAGAGACGCUUAUAAACAAAGAGGAGUACUCAAUCCUUUUAUCACACAGGACAGAUAACGUGAGUCGGGAGGGAGUCGGCAUCAUGAUUUCCCAGCAAAUCCUGCAUCGCUUGGUGAGCUACGAAGCAGUCUCACCGAGGAUCAUCACAGCGAAAUUCAACAUGAAAGAAGGGAUCAUGAAUAUCAUCCAGGUUUACGCCCCUACAUCUGUACAUAGUGAACAAGAAAUUGACUUUUUCUAUGAUGCACUCCAGUUGCAUAUCCAGAAGGUCCCUAGGAAGGAGAACAUAAUUGUGAUAGGUGACCUUAACGCGAAAGUAGGAGCAGACCAUGGGGUAUGGGCACCAACUUUGGGCAAGUAUGGAUUAGGUCAGAUCAACAGAAUAGGGCAUAAGCUUCUGGAGUUCUGCAUGUUACACGGAAUGGCAGUGUGUAACACCUACUUCCAACACAAAGAAUAUAGAAGGGCAACAUGGACAUCCCCAGGUGGACAAUACAGAAAACAGAUAGACUUCAUUAUUACCAAAUUAGAAAAUAUAAAGUCGUUCCAGAACUGCAGAUCGUACUGCUCAGCUGACAUCGGGUCAGACCACAAUCUAGUACUGGCUAAUGUGAAGUUCUCACCUACAAAGACCAAGCGAAUGAAGAGCCUCCUGAAAAACUAUGAUGUGGGCAGAUUUAAUGACUAUAACAUUGUAGAAGCAACUGUCCCCUAG